CAGAGUAGCAGUAUGAGCACCGCUGGACUAGGCUGAGUGGAUAUUUUACCAUUUUACCACCACAGCCUGUUCUGUACCAUGGGGAAAGAUGGGUCCAGCAAAUUAAACAUCUUCAUUCUCCUCUUCUUCCUCCUUGGAGAUGCUUCACCCAUCACAGAACCGCAGUACAUGGUGCUUCUGCCCUUUCUGAUACACACUGAUUCCCCUGAGAAAAUCUGUGUUCAGCUAACUCACCUGAAUGAGUCUGUGACGCUGAAUGCUGCAAUCGAGUAUCAAGGGGAAAAUAGGAGCUUGAUUGAUGAUGUGGUGUCGGAGAAGGAUUUGUUUACCUGCAUUCCUUUCACUAUUCCAAAAUCAACGAGCGAGUCAACAGUCACAUUUAUUACUGUGACAGUGAAGGGGGAGACUCUGCAGUUCAGAAGCCGCAAGUCAGUGCUAGUCAAGAAUUCUGAGAGUUUGGUCUUCGUCCAGACAGACAAGCCCAUCUACAAGCCUGGACAGACAGUCCUUUUCAGAAUUGUUUCUCUGGAUGAAAACUUCCGUCCCUUGAAUGAGAUGCUUCCACUGGUCUAUAUUGAGGACCCAAAGAAAAACCGUUUGUGCCAGUGGACAAAGGCUGAGAUAAAGGAAGGGUUAAUGCAGCUGUCUUUCAACCUCACUACUGAGCCCAUUCAAGGGACUUACUCAGUGGUGGCACAGAAGGCUUCCGGGAAGAAAAUCCAGCAUCCCUUCACUGUGGAGGAGUAUGUGCUUCCAAAAUUUGAAGUAACAGUGAAAAUGCCCAAGGUUAUCACCAUCCUUGAUGAGGAGCUGAAGGUGACAGUUUGUGGUCUAUACACAUUUGGCAAGCCUGUUCCUGGCCAUGUGAGCUUUCGUGUCUGCAGGAAAUUUGAAUACCCAGCAACUGCUUGCUAUGGUGAAGAGGCUAAGGCAGUAUGUGAUGAAUUCUCUGGACAGACAGACAACCAUGGCUGCAUUUCUAAACUGGUAAAAACCAAGUUAUUCCAGCUCAAGAGAACUGGAUAUGAGAACAAGCUCCAUGUGGAUGCUAGGAUUGAAGAGGAGGAAACAGGAAUUGUGUUGACUGGAACAAGCUUCUCUGAGAUCACAACUACCAUCAGCAAAAUUACCUUUGAGAACUCAGAUUCCUACUACAAACCUGGAAUCCCCUUCUUUGGGCAGGUUAAACUUGUGGAUGGGUCUGGUGCUCCAAUUGCCAAUGAAACUGUGAGGAUUUCUUUACAAGGAGGCCAGGAAAUGAACUACACAACAAAUGAAGAGGGCAGAGCGCUAUUUGCCUUGAACACUUCCAUGUUGUACUUCGAUUCUGUUGGAAUUAGAGCAACUCACAAAACACACUCCUACUGCUUUGACCAUUCAUGGGUUAAUCCAACUUAUGAAGAUGGUUAUCUCCACCUAAAGCGCUUUUACUCCCCUAGUAAGAGCUUCCUCAAAAUUGAGCCUAUGUCUGAGACACUAAGCUGUGGCUCCUCAGCUGAGGUCCGGGUUCACUAUAUCCUUACAUCAGAGGCUGUAAGAGAGAGGAAGAAAGUCAUCUUAUACCACCUGGUGAUGGCCAAGGGAAUUAUCAAGCAAGCAGGCACCAGAAUUCUGGAUUUGGAUAAGGAAAGUGUCAAUGGUGUCUUCAUACUACAGCUGCCUGUGGAAGCUGACUUUGCUCCUAUAGCCCAAGUGCUGGUCUACACUGUUACCCCCAGCAGGGAGAUGAUUGCAGAUUCAACAAAGUUCAACAUAGAAAAAUGUUUCAAUAAUAAGGUGGGCUUGAGCUUCUCUCCUUCUGAAGGCCUGCCUUCUUCUGACACUCACUUACUGUUCAAAGCCUCCCCAAAAUCCCUUUGUGCUGUCCGUGCUGUGGACAGGAGUGUUCUCCUCAUGAAGCCUGAAGCUGAUCUGUCACCCAGCUUGGUGUAUAGCUUGCUGCCAGUGAAAGAAUUGCAUGACUAUCGCCAUGGUACAGACGUGCUCUUGGAGGAACCCCUAGAAGACUGUGUCCCCUUGAAGAAAAUAAUUCUGAAUGGGAUCACCUAUACUCCAGUAGUGGAGAUGAAUGAAGAUGACGCUUACAGCAUUCUAAAGGAAAUGGGCUUAAAGGUUUUCACAAAUUCCAAGGUGAAGAAACCUUGGUAUUGCAGCACUGAGAAUUACGUGCCUGCACCGAGUCGCAUUACAGCAAGUGGAGGCCUGGCUGGAGCACCUAUGUAUGCACUGAGGACAGGUGCCCUAGAUUCUAACAGAAUGCAUGCAACUCCUGAAGAGGUGACAGAGACAAUACGAAAGUAUUUCCCAGAAACAUGGAUUUGGAGUUUAGUAUCUAUAAGGUAAGUGAUUUGGGCAGAUUCCUUCCUUACUUUUAUAAUGAAAAGUGAUGAAAACAUUAAUCCCUUGUUUUCCAAGCCUUUUCAAAUAAAAUAAGUCCUCAAUUGUUUGCAGAAAUCACUUGACAAUCCUUUGAAAAAGAAAUGCCUCUGGAUGUGGUUAGGUUUGUCCAGAGUGUAGUAGUGAGUUUGGAAGAAAAUGUGGAGUGCCCUAUGGUGAAUACUGUGCCCCCUCAUUCACAAAGGCAUUGCUGCUCAGAAGAUCACAGAUAAUCACCCUUCUGUCCUUUUUCUCUGUCCCUCACCAGCUCUGAGGGAAAU
Molecule: messenger RNA, 2657 nt
Organism: Phasianus colchicus (ring-necked pheasant)
Lineage: Eukaryota; Metazoa; Chordata; Aves; Galliformes; Phasianidae
Source: RefSeq, a predicted model, not a curated record